Aspergillus brunneoviolaceus CBS 621.78 is the source of this 870-nucleotide messenger RNA. RefSeq lists its product as uncharacterized. The coding region runs from base 1 to 870 and encodes 289 amino acids. Lineage: Eukaryota; Fungi; Ascomycota; Eurotiomycetes; Eurotiales; Aspergillaceae. The record is from RefSeq and is a predicted model, not a curated record. The transcript is spliced from 2 exons.
AUGGCUACUCCAGCAGUCCUCCGACAGUGCUUCUUAGGGCUCGUUGCCCUGGUCUGCUUGUUCCUCGUACACCAGAGCUUUCAGGUGGCUGGGAGUAGUCGACUGAGCCUCCAAAGCCGCAAUGCGGAGUCGGUUACUUCAUCACUUGGGUGGGCAGAAGCUUCGAACGUGAGCAUCGCUGAGCGCUAUUAUCAGGUUCAGAGCCGUGACGAAGAUAAGAAAGACCCGCUCACCCUCGAAGGAGCCAUUGUGAAGGGACGCGGACUCUACUGUCGCAGCGCAGGCGUGUGGACGCUCAGCGAUGAGCCCAACCCCAGCUUCACAUAUGCCGAUCUUGAGGAAUAUUAUUCAGAGCAGUACUACGAUACAUUCACUAGCGAAGAAUCGAUUGGACCAGCGCUGCAAGCGCUGGGAUUGCCCUCCACUGUCUCUACCAACGGAGGAGCAGAUGGCAAUCUUGUCGGCAAGCUUUUCCAUCAGAAUGAAGGACCAAUACAGACCAAUAUGGAGUUCGGUAAUCCGAUGAGUGUUCGCAGGGGGGUUAUUGUGGCGGAGACGAAUUGGGGACCCGCUUCGCAGAAGAAGACGAAAGUAUUUCCUCCUUUGAAGCGAUGGUCCGAUAUCGUUUUUCUCGCCUAUCAGAAAUUGGCGGAGGAGGGGGGCGCGAUCAAUGGCCUUCAGUAUGUUGUGCGCACCCACGUGCUCAACGAUGAUACCAGAGCAAUUAUCCACGAAGUGUGCGGGGGGCCUCCUCCUGUCUGGCCCGGAACUACCUUCAAGAUCAGCAAUAAGCAAUCCAAGUCAGGAGAGUAUAUCAACCGGGAAGGGCUUGCGCUGCUUGGUACUCCGAAUGGCGGCGGAAUCGGUUAG